AUGUCGUCGGAACAGAAACCAAUUCUCUAUUCCUACUGGAGAUCUUCCUGCUCAUGGAGAGUCAGAACUGCUUUGGCCCUCAAAAAUAUUGACUACGAGUAUAAGACUGUUGACUUAUUGUCCGAGGAAGCAAAGAACCAAUUGAAAACUAUCAACCCUGCUGGCAAGGUUCCAGCUUACGUCGUUAACGGGCAAGUCAUCAGUGAGAGUUUGGCUAUCAUUGAAUAUUUGGAUGAAACCCAUCCAGAUGUUCCACUUCUUCCAAAGGAUCCAGUGAAGAGAGCUCACGCUAGAGCUAUUGCUUUUUUGGUGACCUCCGGAAUCCAGCCCCUUCACAAUUUGAAAGUCCUCCAGCUUUUGAACAAGAAAGAAGCCGGAUUCGGUGGACAGUUUGCCAAACAAUUCAUCGUCGAAGGUCUGACCGCUCUGGAGGUUCUCCUGAAGGAACAUUCUGGAAAGUACGCCAUCGGUGAAACUGUAACCAUUGCUGACCUUGCCAUCCCCCCACUCAUCUACUCAGCUAACAGAUUCAACCUCGAUUUGUCUGCCUACCCAACUGUCAAUCGUAUCAAUGAGACUCUCGCCGAGAUUCCCGCUUUUAUUGCCGCUCAUCCUGAUAACCAACCCGACACCGGAUUGAAUGCCUAA
Molecule: messenger RNA, 648 nt
Organism: Caenorhabditis briggsae
Lineage: Eukaryota; Metazoa; Nematoda; Chromadorea; Rhabditida; Rhabditidae
Gene: Cbr-gst-42
Product: Protein CBR-GST-42
Exons: 6
Coding region: 1-648 (215 amino acids)
Biological process (GO): L-phenylalanine catabolic process; glutathione metabolic process
Cellular component (GO): cytoplasm; mitochondrion
Molecular function (GO): glutathione transferase activity; maleylacetoacetate isomerase activity
Source: RefSeq, a predicted model, not a curated record